AUGGGACAACAAGAGUGCUCAUCCGAUUUCUCUUUUAACAACAUUACCAAAAGAAAGAAUAAUGUUUUUAAUUUUAUUUCCUUCAGCGACACAGAAGGAAAAGAAGAGAAAAGAAAAUGUCUUAUAGAUAUCGAAGAAGGAAACAUUCUGAAAAAAAGAAAAGUAAAAAAAUGUUCCACACGAUUAAGAAAGAUGGUUCGUCUACGUAACAUCAAAUCCAACGUUCAAAAUGUUUCGGUCGAAGAUUUGUUUAAAAAAUAUGAUCAGAAGGAUGAAAAAAAAUAUUUUUGUUUUGAUGAGAAGAAUGAUAAGAACGGAAAAAUAUACACUUUUGUAAAUUAUGAAUAUGUACAAAUUUUGAAGAAGGUAAAAGAAUUAAAUGAUUGUCUCACAUCCUUUUUAAGGAAAAAAAAAGGAGAUACAUUAAAGGUGGUGUAUGAUUUGUGUGAUAAGGAAAAGGUACCAAAGGAAAGGGAAGGAGAAAAAGAAAAAAAUGGAGGUUAUUAUAAUGAAUAUGAUAAUAAGUAUGAUAAUAAUUAUGAUAAUAAUUAUGACAAUAAUUAUGACAAUAAUUAUGACAAUAAUUAUGACAAUAAUUAUGACAAUAAUUAUGAUAAUAAUUAUGACAAUAAUUAUGAUAAUAAUUAUGACAAUAAUUAUGAUAAUAAGUAUGAUAAUAAUUACGAUAAUGAUAAGAAAAAAUUGGAAAUACUGGAAAUACUCGAUAAAGAGAAAAUACCCGUAUGUAGCCCAAAAGAAUAUUUUACAAAUAUAACAAAAGAAUAUACACUAUAUAAUAAAAAAUACAAAAUAAUUAAUAUGAUAUAUGUGAAAGAAGGUAAUGACGGGAGUUGUGAAAAAAUGAAUUAUAAAAAAAAAAAAAAGAAUUCAAUAAAAAGAAAAAUACAAAAAAUAUAUAUAUGUCCAAAGGAAACAUUCUUUAAUCCUUUUUUUAAUAAUUUUAUAACAUAUGAACAUGGAAUAAAAUUAGAAAGACAUUUAACUAAACACUUAUGUCAUCGAAACAUUGUUUUAAUGGAUUCCUUCUUUUUUUUUCAUAAUUAUAUUGUUACAAUGUACCCCUUUGGAGGUUAUCCUUUAAUGGUAUGGUGUAAAGAAAAAGAGAAAUUCGUUUUAGGAAAUGAAGAAAGAAAAAAAAAAAAAAAAAAAAUUAUGAGUAUACCUGAAUUUUUAGGACAAUAUCAUAAUGUUCCCCAUGUAUUCAAAGAUUAUAUGAGUUCCAAUGAUUUUAUAAGUGGUAUAAAUAAUAUAAAUGAAUCAGAUGCUCUUUUUAAUAACAUACAAUAUAUAAACCAAGCGAAUGACCAAGAAGAAAACAAAUUGGAACCUUAUGAUAAAGGGAAUAUUUCAAUGAAUUAUUUGAAUGUACCACAUGAUAAGGAACAUGUUUUAAAAGUUUAUACCUUUUUUCCACAAAUAAUUGAUAAUGAUUAUUAUAAUGGUAUGCCUCAUGGGAUAGUCAGGAAUACAAAAGGCACACAAAGAAAUGAAAAAUGGGAUAUAGAAAAAAAAAAAAUGAAUAAAGAUAUGAAGGCAUUAAAAAGGAAAUUAAAGGUUAUAAACGAGAACAAAAGAAAGGUAAAAAGAAAAAUAAUAAAAAAGGAAAUGAAAAAAGUAAAGAAAAUGAAAAAAGUAAAGAAAAUGAAGAAAAUAAAAAAAGUGAAGAAAAUGGAAAAAAUGGAAAAAAUGGAAAAAAUGGAAAAAAUGGAAAAAAUGAAGGAAAUUAAAAAAAUGAAAAAAAUUAGCAAAAGUAACAAAAAAAUGGAAAAAAUGAAAAUAAUUUACAAAAGUAACAAAAUAAAUAACAGAAGGAAGAAAGAGUACAAGAAAAAACUUGCCUAUGUAUAUCCUCAAUAUGUAAUAGCUGAAAUAUUAAGACAAUUAUUAAAUGUUUGCUUAUAUUUAUAUAGAAACAAAAUAUUUCAUAGUGACAUCAAACCAUCAAAUAUCGUUAUAAAGAAUAUUCACAAAAAACAUAUGGAUAUAAUUUGUUAUUGUAAAAAAAAUAAAAUGUGGUAUUUAUAUAAAAGAGGGGAAAUAAUAAAAAGAAAAAUUUGUAUAAAAUUAAUUGAUUUUGAAUAUUGUCAAAUAAUAUAUGAUAAAAAUGGUUUAGUUAAUUCUGGUGGAACAACAUCAAUAUUUAAACCUUUAGAAGAUUUUAAAAAUAAAAACAUCUAUGCUCUACCAAAACUUGUAUGGAUAAUAGGUAUAACCAUUUUUAUUUUAUUAACAGGUACUCAUCCAUUUAGUAAAAUCAAUAAUGAUGUUCAUAUUUAUUUUAUUCUAUCUAAUAAUAAAUUCCAUAUAAAAAGAAAAUUAAAAAAAUAUCAUUAUCUUUCUCAACCUUGCAAAGAUUUAUUAAAAAAAAUGUUAACAAUAAAUUAUGAAAAUAGAAUAUCAUUCAUUCAGGUCUUUAAACAUUCAUUUACUCUUUUUGGAUAA
Plasmodium falciparum 3D7 is the source of this 2463-nucleotide messenger RNA. RefSeq names its product putative serine/threonine protein kinase. Gene Ontology annotation, molecular function: ATP binding; kinase activity; protein serine/threonine kinase activity. The record is from RefSeq and is a predicted model, not a curated record. NCBI's taxonomy places the organism in Eukaryota, Apicomplexa, Aconoidasida, Haemosporida, Plasmodiidae.